This is a messenger RNA of Cephus cinctus (wheat stem sawfly), 2932 nucleotides long. It is a transcript of the gene Rad23, whose product is annotated as UV excision repair protein RAD23 homolog A. Gene Ontology annotation, biological process: proteasome-mediated ubiquitin-dependent protein catabolic process; nucleotide-excision repair. The transcript is spliced from 6 exons. Bases 167 to 1294 code for a protein of 375 amino acids. Gene Ontology annotation, cellular component: nucleoplasm; cytosol. NCBI's taxonomy places the organism in Eukaryota, Metazoa, Arthropoda, Insecta, Hymenoptera, Cephidae. Gene Ontology annotation, molecular function: polyubiquitin modification-dependent protein binding; ubiquitin binding; damaged DNA binding. The record is from RefSeq and is a predicted model, not a curated record.
CAUUCAUCGUGAAUCCGUGGGAAAUUGUCGAAGCAGUGCCGAAUCAUCGCCGGAAAAAGUUCUUCGCCAAAACACGGUGGUGUCUCGGUUGGCGAACAUACGCGAUAAAACGCGUGCCCGGAUCGCGGAAUAUCAAUAUAAAAGUCAGCUAAUAAAGGAGGUCAAGAUGAUCGUGACGUUGAAGAACCUCCAGCAGCAGACGUUCACUGUUGAGAUAGAACCGUCGAAAACGGUUAAGGAGCUGAAAGAUAAGAUUGAAGCUCAAAAAGGCUUCCCGGCUCAACAUCAGAAACUUAUUUACGCCGGCAAGAUAUUAACCGAUGAGGAGCCACUAAGUGAAUAUAAUAUUGAUGAAAAGAAAUUUAUAGUUGUUAUGGUUACUAAACCUAAGCCAGGAACUGCAGCUAGUACUACUGAAGAGCAACAAGCUGAAGGAGACAGUAGCAAAGAACACACAAGCCAGAGCACUGCAGUACCACCUGCCCCUGCUCCUGUAGUCCAAGAAACAUCUAGACCUGCUGCUGUUCUGCAGCAGGAACAACCUGCUGCGGCGGCGGCAGCGGCAGCUGCUGUAGCUGCAGCAGUGGCAGCUCCUGGUUGUGGUGGAGGUCAAGCCGAAAGUGCUUUGCUCAUGGGGGAAGAAUAUAAUACAAUGGUGAACAAUAUAAUGGACAUGGGGUACGAGAGAGAGCAGGUUGAACAAGCACUACGUGCAAGUUUUAACAAUCCUGACAGAGCAGUGGAAUACCUAUUAACAGGAAUUCCAGCACAGCUAUUUGAAGAUCCCUUAGAGGAUUCUCCAGAGACACAGGAUCCAGUAGCAGAUCAGGGUCAAGACCCAUUGGCAUUUUUACGCACUCAGCCACAGUUUCAGCAAAUGCGUCAAGUAAUCCAGCAAAAUCCUCAACUCCUGAACGCUGUACUCCAGCAAAUCGGACAAACAAAUCCAGCGUUACUGCAGAUGAUUUCGCAAAACCAAGAAGCCUUUGUCCGCAUGCUCAAUGAACCCGGUCCGACUGGCGGGGCAGGAGCCCAGGGUGCUCCAGUAAGUGCAGCAACAGGAGCAGCAGCGGCGGCGGCGGCGCAAGGUGGCUUAUCAGGUGGUACAGUCGCGGGUGCUGGUGCAGGUUCCGGUGGUGGUGUGAUUCAGGUAACACCACAAGACAAGGAAGCCAUCGAAAGGCUGAAAGCACUCGGCUUCCCGGAGCACCUCGUCGUCCAGGCGUAUUUCGCCUGUGAGAAGAACGAGAACUUGGCUGCCAACUUUCUGCUCUCGCAGAACCUCGACGACUGAGAUAGCAGCUGUAGCGGGAUACGGUAGUGGCGACGGUGGCACGAACGCGGACCCGGAGACUUUGCGAGUUAGAGUAUAAGGUACACGUUAGAGAGAGGGCGGUGCUGUUGGACGGAGGUCUACCUUGUACCGUGUUGAGCUUUCUGUCUGGGUUUCUUGUUUCUCCGUGUCUCUUUCAUCUGCGUAAAAUAAGUGGACCGCGAUAUGCAGCCACGACCUGGAAGAUCCCGAGCCGUCGAUAACAAAGUACCCAGCUCAGAAUGGUCUCCACGUCACGCUGACUUCUAACCUUAAACAAUGCCGAUUACGUGUUGCGCCUAACCGGUUAAACUCUGCAUCUAAUCGACCAGAAAUCUUAGGAUGAAAACAAAAAUAUGAUGAGCGUCUCGAACAUUGCCGUGCGUGGUCUCCUCUGUCUUUAUUGAAAAAUAAAGAUGGAAAACAAUUAUAAGAAAAAGAAUGGGGAAGGGGGCACUCGCUUCUGUACGCAUUGCUUAUAGCGGAGAAACAAAUAGGAAGAGGAGAAAACGCCUAGAUAACCAUCAACAUUGGGACGUUGAGCUCAUCCUUGUGCAUAAUUCUACGGUUAGGCUUUCCAGAUGACGCACCGGAGCACUGCGGUUGGGACCCAAAAGACUGCAAACACGCAUAAGGAUGGAGAUCACUCUUAAUUUUUUUCCCACAAGACAGUCUAGGCAUUCGUUUUGCCUUAUUCUAUCCUUUUCUCUCUCUUUUCUUUCUUAUUGGACUAAACAAUAGCCAAAUUGCUUUUUUUUUUAUAUAGAAUGAAUACAAUUACUACGUACUAGCAUUGAACGAGUAAAACAUACGAAAUUCACAAGAAAUAGAAACUACACGACGAACAUGGCGAUAUAGCAUACUAUUAUUGAUCAUAUAUACAUAUAUAUAUAUUUAUUCAUAAAUAUAUAUAAAUAUAUGAAUGACAAAUUAUAUAGAUAGAAUGACACAUAACACAUUGUAGCCUUUUUGGCACGUUAAUCGUUUCUGGUUUUUCUUUAUAUUAUAGAUCCCCGUUCGUUUCGACAUUUAACCCGAAUUUGAAUUAACAAUUUUAUUUUUUUAUCUUUCCCUCGCAACUUGAUAUCGGCCUUUAACGAUGCAAAGUAACAAUAAUAAUAAUUUGAACAUCACGAGUUUCCCAUGCAGUAACGUUAUGGAGAAAUAGUAGAUUAAAAAUUAAAACAAAAACUAUAAAAAAGUCACAAAGAAAGAAGAAGUCCGGAGGAGAAGGCGAGUCCUUAUAUUUCCCUUGCAUUAUGUAUAAUAUAAACACACAAGAGAAACACACACACCUGUUAUAUAUAUAUAUAUAUAUAACAAAGUUAUCUCUAUCUCUUCAUUUUCUUCCUCUCUUUCUGUCGUCUAACUCCUUUAACUUUAGUCGGUAUCUUCCUCAUUUUCUCUUUCAUUUCAAUUAAUUUCCUCCGCGUCUCACUCAUUGUCUUAUCUACCUACUUAUUACGUAACUCGCCUUCCCUUUUGCUAUUUAAAAUGGAAUUUCGCGUAAAACCACGUUGAAGCAGACCUCAGCCCCGUCUCUGUUAAUAUCCCCAGAAAAAAAAACCACUUGUAAUACUUACAUAGAACGAAUAAAUACGUUAAGAUUUUCAAAAAAAA